UUAACCAUUUGAUUUGCAUAUGGCAUCUCAAGUACUAACCCCAUUAGCCCUUGUUUUCCUUAUGUUCACAACCCUGUUCGAUGCCUCUAUUGCGGGUGUCAUUUCUAUCUACUGGGGGCAGAAUGGGGCAGAGGGUACUUUGGCUGAUACAUGUAAUAGUGGCAAUUAUGCCAUUGUGAACAUAGCUUUCCUAUCCACAUUUGGCAAUGGAAACACUCCAAAGCUCAAUCUUGCUGGCCAUUGUGAUGCAACCAAUAAUGGCUGCAGUUUCCUUAGCAAUCAGAUUAAGGCAUGCCAGAAUCAAGGCGUCAAGGUGAUGCUUUCCAUAGGAGGAAAUGAUGGGAACCAUGACCUUUCUUCAGCUGUUGAAGCCAGGACAUUUGCAGAAUACUUAUGGAACAACUUUCUAGGGGGGCAAUCAAACACACGCCCACUAGGCAAUGCAAUUUUGGAUGGGAUUGACUUUGCCAUAGUGUCAGGCUCAACCCAACACUGGGACGAACUUGCUAUGGCAAUAUCAGAGCAUGGCAAACAGAAGAAGAUAUAUCUAAGUGCAGCUCCUCAGUGUCCCAUCCCAGAUAAAUGGCUAAGUAGUGCUAUAGAAACUGGUCUAUUUGACUACAUUUGGGUCCAAUUCUAUAACAACCCUCCAUGCCAAUACAAUGGGAAUGCAGAAAAUUUAAAAAACUAUUGGAACAAGUGGAUUGGAACCAAGGUUGGACAAGUUUUCUUGGGGUUGCCAGCUGCACAAGGUGCUGCAGGGAGUGGGUAUGUUUCACCUGAUGUGCUUAACUCUCAAGUGCUACCAUUUAUUAAAGGUUCUGCCAAGUAUGGGGGUGUUAUGCUUUGGUCUAAGUUCUAUGAUAAUGGGUAUAGUACAGCUAUUAAGGCCAACGUGUGAGGGAUAAGGCUUCAUUCCAUUCGGUCAGGUCUGAUUGAUUUCCUUGUUGAUGCUUUCUGGACCAGUAAUUAUCAGACCCCGUGGAAAGAUUAGACAAUAACUAGAUAAUAAUGUAUUUGAAUAUGAAUGGAUAGUAAUAGACUAAUACUAUACUUAAUCUUUUUACUCCUGCUAAUAAAGUGCGGUGUCAUCAUGUGUAACAAAUAUUGAAUCAAGUAUGCUUAAUGCUUUUA
Cajanus cajan (pigeon pea) is the source of this 1134-nucleotide messenger RNA. RefSeq names its product acidic endochitinase. Gene Ontology annotation, molecular function: chitinase activity. NCBI's taxonomy places the organism in Eukaryota, Viridiplantae, Streptophyta, Magnoliopsida, Fabales, Fabaceae. The record is from RefSeq and is a predicted model, not a curated record. Gene Ontology annotation, biological process: carbohydrate metabolic process. Gene Ontology annotation, cellular component: extracellular region.